Messenger RNA from Penicillium atrosanguineum, 339 nucleotides. RefSeq names its product multidrug transporter. NCBI's taxonomy places the organism in Eukaryota, Fungi, Ascomycota, Eurotiomycetes, Eurotiales, Aspergillaceae. The transcript has a single exon. The record is from RefSeq and is a predicted model, not a curated record. Bases 1 to 339 code for a protein of 112 amino acids.
AUGGUUGCCAGACUGACCGGUCGGGAGGCUGCAAUCUUCAAUGAGAAACUUGACUCCUUUACGCAACUAUAUGAACGUCUCAGUAACGCGAUAAAGGCACUAAGCGAAGCCGACAAGGAUGUUGUCAAUCGACGUGGCGAAGAAGUGGAAGCUACCACAUUAGGCCCAGACACGAUCUUGCCGAUGAGCGGGGCAGCGUUUGUAAAUGGCACAGCGAUGCCUAACAUAUUUUUUCACCUUACUAUCGCCUAUGCGAUCUUUCGAAAGGAAGGCGUACCGCUUGGAAAACGGGACUAUAUCACAAGUUUUGUCGCCCCACAAAUCUUCGGGGCCCAAUAG